This is a messenger RNA of Poecile atricapillus (Black-capped chickadee), 1124 nucleotides long. RefSeq lists its product as uncharacterized. The transcript is spliced from 7 exons. Lineage: Eukaryota; Metazoa; Chordata; Aves; Passeriformes; Paridae. Bases 102 to 1124 code for a protein of 340 amino acids. Gene Ontology annotation, cellular component: cytoplasm. The record is from RefSeq and is a predicted model, not a curated record.
UCUGCGGGACUUGGUGGCCUGUGGCCUUCCCGAGGCUUUUCUUUUGCAGGUGCCCUUGAGGACUUGUUGACUUGGAGCUUUCCCAAAGCAUUUCUCUGAAGAUGCCCUCAAGGCAGAAUUGUGUUUUGGCAGGCAGAUUCCUCAGCCUGUUCAAAGUGUUCAGGGGGAAAAGAAAGAAAGACCCUGGAGCUGCCCCAGCACAACACCCUGAAGAGCCAGAGCAGUUCCAGCCACUGCAGGAUGAUGCAGCCAUGGACGACAGACAACAGCAGGAGCCCGCCCGCGGCCGCUUCCGCAAAACGCUGAAGAUGUUCACGAAAUUCAUGUGCAUUCGGCCUAGAAAGACCAGCACCACAGCAACUGCAGGCACAGCCAAGCUUAACUCCAGGCCAGCCAAGUUCCAGGCAGAGCCUGUUGUCAGCUCAGAUUUAACUGCAUGUUCAGACAGCUUUGACACUGCAAUGAAUGAUCACAAGACAAAGACUUACACAACUGAGGGCAUGGCUAUUACAAACACUAACACCAGAAUGCCUCAGAGCCUCACAAACAUUGCCAUCACGCCCAAUCCUACUGUAAUUCAUGCUCCCACUAUGGAUUUUGAGGAGACAGGUUUUUCUUUUCAGCAGCAGGUGCCAGCCAUGGUGAAGAACAUUCACCACAGACUGGAGUCCCAUGUCACUGUGGAUGUCAGGAAGCAAAUUGCCAUAAUAAGGCUGGCUGACGAACACCCUAUCGAUGUGGUGCUGACCCUCCUGCGCUGUGCCCCAUCGUGUGACAGAGCUGCUGCACUGAUGUGGCAAACCAUAGCCUCAUCGGGACCAACAGUGGAGAAAGUGCUGCCUACACUGCUCUGUGUGAUGGAGAACUGGCCCCUUUGCAGCACCUGCACCUCUGAUGGGGACAACAAGGCUGUCUUUUCCCUGGCUGCAACUCUGGCGCUCUGGGUGAUGGUCCAGAUGCCUCAGUGCCGCGAGGCGAUGAUGCUUUAUUCCGCCCGCCUGUUUGUGGCUCUGUUGUUCCAAGUUGUCAUCACCACACAGCAGAUGCCAUCAGUGGAAUUUGACAGCUUCUGGAAAGCAUGCCGGGAGCAACACCGCCUUCCCAGCAACCCCAACAGCCUCUGA